Messenger RNA from Anopheles nili, 1348 nucleotides. RefSeq names its product 4-hydroxyphenylpyruvate dioxygenase. The record is from RefSeq and is a predicted model, not a curated record. Bases 107 to 1252 code for a protein of 381 amino acids. Lineage: Eukaryota; Metazoa; Arthropoda; Insecta; Diptera; Culicidae. Gene Ontology annotation, cellular component: Golgi membrane; endoplasmic reticulum membrane. The transcript has 3 exons. Gene Ontology annotation, biological process: L-tyrosine catabolic process. Gene Ontology annotation, molecular function: 4-hydroxyphenylpyruvate dioxygenase activity.
UUUCGAGAUUUGUGAAGUGAGAACGUGAGUGUGUCUGGUUUGUUUCAAAAUUUGGUUCAGCGGCGCAUUUUCUGCUUAAUUUAAAUUCAUAAACCUACGGUAUACUAUGACCACAUACACCGACAAAGGCCCGAAACCAAGUGGAGGAAAAUUCCUUUCGUUCGACCACAUCACGUUCUACGUGGGUAACGCCAAACAAGCAGCCAGCUACUACACAACACGCUUCGGAUUCGAGGAUUACGCUUACCAAGGCCUAGAAACGGGAAGCCGCCAACUGGUGAAGCAUGCCGUCCGCCAGAAUCGGAUCGUGUUCGUAUUUGUGUCGGCCUACGAGCCGGGCCAUCGUGAACUCGGAGAUCACCUUGUUCGCCACGGAGACGGAGCUAAGGAUGUUGCGUUCGAGGUAGAGGAUCUUGACGCGAUCGUGCGCCGUGCCAAGGAACGCGGAGCCAAGCUGGUGCGAGACGUUUGGGAGGAAUCGGACGAUCAUGGUACGGUUCGUUUUGCAACGGUGCAGACGUACGGCGAUACGGUGCACACGUUCGUCGAGCGCCAACGCUACCGUGGUCUGUUUCUGCCCGGAUUUAAGCCCCCACUGCACGAAGACGUCCUGCUACGUACGCUUCCUGUGACUGGGUUGAACUUCAUUGACCACGUGGUUGGGAACCAACCCGAUCUGCAAAUGGAAUCGGUAGCAGCUUGGUACGAGAAGAUGCUCAUGUUUCAUCGAUUCUGGUCCGUGGAUGAUAGCCAGAUCCACACGGAAUACUCCGCUCUCCGCUCGAUCGUGAUGACCAACUACGAAGAAACGGUCAAAAUGCCUAUCAACGAGCCGGCCAAAGGGAAGAAGAAAUCGCAAAUUGAAGAAUAUGUGGAAUAUUACGGCGGAGCGGGUGUGCAGCACAUUGCGCUAAACACCAGCGACAUCAUAGCCGCGAUUCGGAAUCUGCGCGCGCGGGGCCUACAAUUUCUGUCUAUUCCGGACACAUACUACGACCAGCUGCGUGAAAGGCUGAAGUCGAGUAACGUGAAGAUCAAGGAGGAUCUGGCGGUCCUGCAGGAGCUCAAAAUUCUAAUCGACUACGACGAAGACGGUUAUUUGUUGCAAAUCUUCUCCAAGAACAUGCAGGACCGACCGACCCUUUUCAUCGAGGUUAUUCAGCGGCACAACCAUAAUGGCUUCGGCGCAGGAAACUUCAAGGCCUUGUUCGAGGCCAUCGAGGCAGAGCAGGAAAAACGAGGAAACUUGUGAGUGGAAAUCAAGAUCACCGUAACGCCAGCUGUUAUCCAUUACUUCGUUGCGCACGCAUCUAUUGUAAUACAGUAAUAAGAAUAAAGCAUCAUACAU